UAUUUGUUAAACGAUUUUUGCUUCAUCACUAACCGCUAGUGUGAUUCAGUGGUUGAGAAGAAAAGAUCAAUUGGAUGAAAUGUUCCCUCUCACAUGGUUAUGCUUCCUCCUCUUUCAGUUCUGCGUCUACGAGGCUGCCCCCAGCCCUUUUCCCACUGAUAUCCUAAGCCCAACUGAAUCGAUCACCGAUGGCCAAAUACUUGUCUCCAAUGGAAGCAAUUUUGCGUUGGGCUUUUUCAGCCCUGGCAAUUCUAGUUACAGGUACGUCGGGAUUUGGUUCCACAAAAUUCCUGAAACAACUGCGGUUUGGGUCGCCAACAGAGACAACCCUAUCAACGAUUCCUCCGGAGUGCUGUCCCUCGCCCUUGAUGGGAAUCUCGUCGUCUUUUCCCGUAGCAAUCAGAGACGUCCUCUUUGGUCCACCAAUGUCUCCAUAAGUUCCAAUACCACCUUUCUGAAGCUCCUCAACACGGGAAACCUGGUUCUAUACAGCGGCGGCGGUAGGAAUGUGAUCUUAUGGCAAAGCUUCGACCAUCCGACACACAUGUCGCUUGCCGGCAUGAAAAUUGGAUUUGACCGUAGAACCGGUCUGAACCGGAUCCUGAUAUCCUGGAAGUCCAAAGAUGACCCUGGCCGCGGGAUAUACUCGUUCAAGUUCGACCCACGACGGGAUUCAACAGAUCAUUUCUUGUACGAGGGGUCGGCCCCGGUUUGGCGAACCGGUCCCUGGAACGGUCAACGGCUCAGCGGGAUCCCAGAGAUGACCCAGAACUACCUCUUCUGGUACGCUUUAGUCAAGACAACGGACGAGUGCUACUUCAUCUACGACAUGUACAACUCCUCAAUUUUCUCACCAUUCGUGCUGGAUGACUCCGGGGCCAUCCAGCGGAAGACUUGGGUAGAGAGAGAUCGUCGAUGGAAUACAAUCUUUUCGUCGCCCAGCGAUAAGUGCGACUACUACGGGCACUGCGGGGCCUACGGGAGCUGUCGCAUACAGGAGAGCACGGUGGAGUGCGCGUGUCUUCCCGGUUUCCAACCCAAGUCUUCAAUAAACUGGUACCUGAGGGAAUGGUCGGAUGGGUGCGUGAGGAAGAGAAACCUUUGGUGUGGCAAGGGAGACGGGUUCUUGAAGUUGGAAGGCUUGAAGCUUCCCGACACGUCCAUGUCAGUACUUGUGGACAAUAAUCUGAGUCUCAAGGAAUGCGAGCAAAAAUGCUUGAAGAACUGCUCUUGCACCGCGUACGCCCCUGCUGAUAUUACCGGUGGAGGUAGUGGCUGCGUUGCUUGGUAUGACAAAUUGAUGGACAUUCGGUAUUUUUCUAACGGCGGCGAUGCUUUAUACCUACGUGUGGAUGCAGUGGAGCUAGCUGCACAUGCAAGAAGAGAGAAAGAAUUUCUUCACAGGAAGCGGACAGUGGCGAUUAUUACGGUGUGUCUUGUUGUGGGUGUGCUUCUCCUUACUGCAUGUGUGUACCGUUUGCUGAAGAAAAGAAAAGGGGUCAUUGAGAAGCGGCAGCGACAGCAACCACGAAGCCGAUUCUUGUUUGAUUUCACAACUAAUUCAAGAAGUUCUACAAAUUUCUCUGCAAAGAAUGAGCUUGAAGACAAUGGGACAAAUCCCGAAUUACCGUUUCUUGAAAUAGAUGUUGUUGCAGCAGCCACGGACAAUUUCUCUUCCAAUAACAAGCUUGGAGAAGGCGGUUUUGGUCCUGUCUAUAAGGGUCGAUUGUUCAACGGGAGGGAGAUAGCUGUCAAAAGAUUAUCCAGGAAUUCAGGGCAAGGAAUGGAAGAGUUUAAAACUGAAGUUGUAUUGAUUGCCAAACUUCAACAUAGAAAUUUGGUUAGGCUCCUAGCUUGGAGCAUCCAGGAAGAAGAAAAGAUGUUAAUCUAUGAGUACAUGCCCAAUAAAAGCUUGGAUUGUUUCAUUUUCGAUAAGACUAAGAGUGCAUUGCUUGAUUGGAGAAAACGAUUUGAAAUCAUUGUAGGAGUUGCUCGAGGUGUCCUCUAUCUUCACCAAGACUCCAGAUUGAGAAUCAUUCAUAGAGAUUUGAAAGCUAGCAAUGUACUACUAGACAAAGGGAUGAACCCUAAAAUUUCAGAUUUUGGUAUGGCAAGAAUGUUCGGAGGAAACCAAAUUCAAGCCAAUACAACCAAAGUGGUUGGGACAUAUGGUUACAUGUCACCAGAGUACGCCAUGCAAGGGAUUUUCUCAAUAAAGUCAGAUGUAUUUAGCUUUGGAGUAUUAUUAUUGGAGAUCAUUAGUGGCAAGAAGAACAAUGUAUAUGUUCAUGAAAAUCCUUCAACGAUUUUAAUAGAACAUGUAUGGGACCUAUGGAAAGAAGGUCGAGCAUUAGAGAUAGUUGAUUCAUUAAUGGAUCACUCCUACCCUGCUCAUGAAGUUUCAAGGUGCAUUCAAGUUGGGCUAUUAUGUGUGCAAGAAAGUGCAUCAGACAGGCCAACAAUGUCAAGUGUUAUUUUCAUGUUGGAGAAUGAAGUCAAAGUAUCGACCCCUAAUCAGCCUGCUUUUAUUGUGAAAAGAUCUAGCAAGGGCCAAGAUUCAUCUACCUCUAUCAAUGAAGUAACGAUCACUGAGGUAGAUCCCCAAUAGAAGGUGCACGCAUUUUGCUAUGUACAUUGGUGACUCGUAGAGUUUAGUAAUCCAUUGUCUUGCAAAUGCAUCUACGAAGUUUAAGUUGUAAAUAGUCAAAAUCAACUUGGCACCCUUGACCAGUGUUGUCUAUUUUCCCUUAUUGUGAAAUUAAAUAUUUCAACUAGU
Messenger RNA from Macadamia integrifolia, 2776 nucleotides. RefSeq names its product G-type lectin S-receptor-like serine/threonine-protein kinase RKS1. The record is from RefSeq and is a predicted model, not a curated record. NCBI's taxonomy places the organism in Eukaryota, Viridiplantae, Streptophyta, Magnoliopsida, Proteales, Proteaceae. Gene Ontology annotation, biological process: protein phosphorylation; recognition of pollen. The transcript has 7 exons. The coding region runs from base 80 to 2608 and encodes 842 amino acids. Gene Ontology annotation, molecular function: ATP binding; protein serine/threonine kinase activity.